This is a messenger RNA of Atta colombica, 2965 nucleotides long. It is a transcript of the gene DNAlig1, whose product is annotated as DNA ligase 1. Gene Ontology annotation, biological process: DNA repair; DNA biosynthetic process; Okazaki fragment processing involved in mitotic DNA replication. Gene Ontology annotation, molecular function: ATP binding; DNA ligase (ATP) activity; DNA binding. Bases 60 to 2951 code for a protein of 963 amino acids. NCBI's taxonomy places the organism in Eukaryota, Metazoa, Arthropoda, Insecta, Hymenoptera, Formicidae. The record is from RefSeq and is a predicted model, not a curated record. The transcript is spliced from 16 exons. Gene Ontology annotation, cellular component: mitochondrion; nucleus.
GUCAUCGUCAUGCCAUAAAAUAAACGCGGGAAAUCUGUCAAACGCGUAGAAGCAUAAUAAUGGCGCAGCGUCGUAUAGAUUCCUUUUUCAUUAAGAUAUCAUCCAAGAAGGAGAAUUCAGGCCAGGAUAAUUCGGAGAGCCACAACUUGUCGGACAAACAGAAUCAGAAUGCGACGGAGAAUGGCAAACGGAAAAGAGAUAGCAGCAAUAGUUCCAGUUCACCUUCGAAUAAUGUUAAACGUACAAAGUCAAAGACACUUUCCAAGACACCUUCGCCAAGUGUUAAGCCUCGCAAACUAGGAACUACCCCAAAAAUUAAGCCUAGUAAGCUUUCCCCUAGAGCAUCAAAAAAGGCAGAAAAAAAGCAAUUAAAAGAUAUUUCUGGUAAAAAGAAAAAGAAGGAAGAGGCUGAAAAUAACGCUGAGAAAAAUAAUCAUAUAGAAAACAGUAUAGCUGAAGAGAAAAACAAAAAAGAAGAAUCUACAUUUUCAACGAAGAAAUCAAAGUUCAAUGAGAUAGAAAAAGUAAAGAAAUCUGUGAAAAAGAAAUGGUCCAAGAUAGUGCAACUAGUAGAUUCUAGUGAUGAUGAGACUCACCUAUCUUUACCUGAAAGUCCAAAAAAAUCAGAGACCGAUAACGAGGAGAAGAAGACUGAAAGUGUAGACAAGUCCAGCAAUAUAAAUAAAAAUGUUUCUGAUAACGCUUCUGAUAAUGAUGCAAACGAAAGUGCUUCGAACAAUGAAGAGAAAAAUCUAAGUCCGAAGAAAAAGUCUACACCUGAGAAGUCGCAGACUCCCUCUAAGAAUGAAAGUUCAAAAAAAGAGUCUACACCUGAGAAAUCACAGACUCCCUCUAAGGAUGAAAAAAAUCUGAAGAAAGAGCCUACAUCCGAAAAAAAGGCUAAGAAAGUGCCCAACUUUUUUAUAUCUAAGCAAAAGGGCGACGUGAAAGGUGACAAAGUGAACAAUGGAAAAAGUGCCAACCAAUCUUACAACCCCAGCGCGUCCAUCUAUCAUCCGAUAGACGAUGCGUGUUGGAAACGAGGAGACAAAACUCCAUAUAGCGCAUUCGCGCGCACUUUGGAGAUCAUCGAAGAAACUAGUGCAAGAUUAAAGAUAAUAGAGAUACUAUCAAAUUACUUCCGGUCUGUCAUAGUUCUGAGCCCCAAGGAUCUUUUGCCGAGCGUUUAUCUGUGCCUUAAUCAAUUAGCGCCAGCGUAUGAAGGAGUUGAGUUUGGAAUCGCUGAUACGAAUCUGAUGAAGGCGAUAGCGCAAUGUACUGGUAGAACAUUGGCGCAAAUUAGAACCGAUGUCCAGGAGGUUGGCGAUUUGGGAAUUAUAGCGGAAAAUAGUAAAUCUAAUCAGAGAACUAUGUUUCAACCGGCGCCAUUGACAGUUCCCAAUGUAUAUUCCAGAUUGAUGGAAAUUGCUCAGAUGACAGGACAUGCGUCUCUAUCGAAAAAGUUGGAUAAAAUUCAGACGCUGUUUGUAGCGUGCCGAAAUAUAGAAGCAAGAUAUCUAGUUAGAUUAUUAGCUGGAAAGCUUCGCAUUGGAUUGGCGGAACAAUCUGUUUUACAAGCAUUGGCUUUAGCUUGCGCGAUGACACCGCCGGAACAAAAGUAUCCACCAGAAAUUCUAAAUGCAAGCAAAAAGAUGUCGAGUGAUCGUUUCAAAGAGAAAUAUGAUGAAAUAGCGCUUAUAUUGAAAACAACGUAUUGUGAAUGUCCGAAUUAUAAUCUUAUAAUUCCUGUUUUGCUGGAAGAUGGAAUUAAUACCUUGCCGAACAAAUGCAAACUUACUCCUGGAAUACCCUUGAAACCUAUGUUAGCACAUCCUACUAAAGGUGUUCAAGAAGUUCUAAUGCGAUUUGAGGGUUUGAAAUUUACUUGUGAAUGGAAAUAUGAUGGGGAAAGAGCUCAGAUACAUGUUGCGGACGAUGAUCAAAUAAAAAUAUACAGUAGAAAUCAGGAGGACAAUACUACCAAAUAUCCAGAUAUCAUUAAGCGAUUCAAGAAUAGUCGCGGUGAUGAGGUGAAGAAUUGUAUAUUGGAUUGCGAGGCGGUCGCUUGGGAUAGCGAGAAGAAACAAAUUUUACCGUUCCAAAUACUCAGUACAAGAAAGCGAAAGGAUGCUAAUGAGGAGGAUAUUAAAGUACAAGUAUGUGUGUUUAUGUUUGAUCUGUUAUAUCUAAAUGAUGAGCCAUUGGUGAAGGAACCGUUCGUGAAACGUCGUGAGUUGUUGAAACAGCAUUUCAAGGAAGUGGAAGGUGAAUGGAAAUUUGCUAAUAAUUUAGAUGCCUCGACGAUGGAAGAGGUGGAAGUUUUUUUGGACGAAUCUGUGAAGGGAAAUUGCGAAGGUUUAAUGGUAAAGACGUUGGAAAAGGAGGCGACCUAUGAAAUCGCGAAGCGAUCGAGAAACUGGCUGAAGCUGAAAAAGGACUAUUUGGAUGGUGUCGGUGAUACACUCGAUGUAGUUGUAAUCGGUGGUUAUAUCGGCAAAGGAAAGAGGACCGGCACUUAUGGUGGUUUCCUCUUAGCUUGUUAUGAUCUGGAAAAUGAAGAGUAUCAGAGCAUUUGUAAGAUCGGUACGGGAUUCAAGGAAGAUGAUCUCGAAAAUCAUACCAAAUUCUUCAAAGAUCACAUUGUAUCACAGGCCAAAUCAUAUUAUCGCUUCGAUAGCAGCCAUGAGCCGGAUCAUUGGUUUGAGCCAGUUCAAGUUUGGGAGAUCAAAUGUGCCGAUCUCUCCCUCUCACCUGUACACAGAGCGGCUAUCGGAAUAGUUGAUCCGGAAAAGGGAAUAUCUUUAAGGUUUCCGCGAUUUAUCAGGAUCCGCGAGGAUAAGACCUGCGAGCAGGCCACUUCCGCUCAAGACGUGGCAAAUAUGUACAAUAAUCAAGAACAGAUAAAAAAUAAAACUCCAGUAUCGAAAGCCACGGAGGAAGAUUUCUAUUAAUUUUUUUUAUUUCG